AUGACCAGUGAACAUGCUAUUUCUUUUGAAGAUUUGGAAAAGCGCCGCCAAAAAGCAGCCGCGGCUCGUAAACCUUCUACCAUACAACCGGCAGAGGAACCAGAAUCUGAAGCCAUGCGGGUAAUUAAUGAAAUUUUUAACCCCACCUUAAAAUUACCGGUAACCACAGGUCCUUACAAACCUCCUGAUGAACUUACAACCGAUGAUUUUGAUACUAUGCGAGAUAUAGAUGUGCGAAAGUUGGCCGAACUAAAGGAAGUAUUUUUAUUAUUCGAUACCGAUUGCGAUGGCUUGAUAUCGAAAGAUGAUUUACGAUUUACUUUUGGGGCUUUAGGUUCCGAUGUCACCGAAGAAAUGCUGGAGGAAAUGUUAAAGGAGGCCAAAGAACCCUUAAACGUGGAUGCUUUUGUGGAGUUAAUGAGCCAUCGCACAGUUGAAUUGGAUCCCGAAGAUGUUUUACUGGAAGCCUGGAGUAAAUGGGACUUGUAUGGUACGGGUAAAAUUGAAGAAAAGAAGAUGUAUGAAGAAUUGACAAAUUUUGGUGAUAAAAUGUCUCUGGCUGAAGCUCAGGAGGCUUUGAGACAUGCACCUUUAGUGAAAUCGAAAAAUUUGGAAGAUCCUCCCAUGAUUGAUUAUCCAGCUUUUUGUCGUCUCUUAAGUGGCGUGAGAAAACGCAAAGAAACUACAGAAUAA
Molecule: messenger RNA, 693 nt
Organism: Calliphora vicina (urban bluebottle blowfly)
Lineage: Eukaryota; Metazoa; Arthropoda; Insecta; Diptera; Calliphoridae
Product: myosin regulatory light chain LC-2, mantle muscle
Exons: 5
Coding region: 1-693 (230 amino acids)
Biological process (GO): locomotion; post-embryonic development
Cellular component (GO): myosin II complex; cytoplasm
Molecular function (GO): myosin heavy chain binding; calcium ion binding
Source: RefSeq, a predicted model, not a curated record